UUCUACACCAACCCCCAAACAGGCAUAGAGGUCAACAACAUUGCGUGCAUACAUCUGUUGGCAACCGAUUCAGGGUGCCCUAGAAUUCUCUACAUUUCCAUUUUCUACUCCCCUUUUACCUAGUGCUGUUGGAAUUUAGAUGGAGCGCCCCUCACGUGUUGGGGAAAUAAAAAUCUUGGUACUGGGGGAGUCGAUACGCGCAGUCUCUGCUUUAUGGACCCAAUUUGUCUGGCAUGUCUUCUCGGAAGACCAUACUAUUGAAAGUAGCUCAGACUUCCGGAAGCAUAUCGUCGUCGAUGGGAAACCGUAUCUGGUAUACGAAUCAACGAUGGAUUCAUCGUGGGAGUACCGCACACUCAAAUUCCAGUAUAUUCGUGACGCCCAUGCAUUUAUCUUACUUUAUGACGUCACUUCCCGAUAUUCUUUCGAUCUUGUCCUGUCCUUCUAUAUGGAUAUUCUAGGAAAGCGCCACGAACCUCAACCUAGAGUAUCAUGCAAUAGCCCGGGUAUUGUUGCGCGCUCAAUAGAGCUGAGCCAGCUGUCUGCUGGGCAUACAAAAGGCCUUAUGAGCUUAUCGCAAAAGCUGAGAGUCAGGCUUCGCAUACCAAAGCAUCCAUCAGACCAAUCAGCAGAGGCCUGCACCUGUUUUCCACGUCUCCCUACAGAGCUGCAACUCUCGAUUCUCCGCAUGUGCCUAACUUCUCCCGACCCGAUCAUAGACCGCAAGCCACACCAUAAUAAUGUCAAUAUGGAUAUCCUCCUGGUCUGUAAGAUGUUCUAUAAUAAAGGAAUCAAAUUUUACCGAGAGGCAAACACUUUCAGACCGUCAAUGCCGGUUUGGAUAGUGGCUGAUAUUACAAACCCUUCAUCCCGGAAGCAACAGGUUACAUCGGAGGAUGGAAAGGCCCUUGCGGACCGUCUUGGUUGUACAUUUGUUGAAUCUUCGUCCAUGAUUUAUGAUACGGUUGAGCCGAUAUUUGAAGGUCUGGUACGGGAGUGUCGAAUCGUGAAGAAGAUCCAGAAACAGCAUGAGGUGGAAUCCUCCCAGCCGAUUAGUGCGGAGGUAUUAGAGGCUAGAAAGUUGUUACAGCGGAAUCGCGCAUGGGAUUUCCUGGCCCGGAUUUCCAUGAAGGCCACACAUCGUCUUUCCUGAUAGUGGAGGCUCCUAUUCCAUGUUCAAACACUAAUGACUUGCAUAGCCGGCAGCAUGGCUCUAAGGAUUUCAAUAGUAAUCAAGUCUUUAC
This is a messenger RNA of Hyaloscypha bicolor E, 1244 nucleotides long. RefSeq lists its product as uncharacterized. The record is from RefSeq and is a predicted model, not a curated record. The transcript is spliced from 2 exons. Gene Ontology annotation, biological process: Ras protein signal transduction. Gene Ontology annotation, molecular function: GTPase activity; GTP binding; GDP binding. NCBI's taxonomy places the organism in Eukaryota, Fungi, Ascomycota, Leotiomycetes, Helotiales, Hyaloscyphaceae. Gene Ontology annotation, cellular component: plasma membrane. The coding region runs from base 140 to 1153 and encodes 337 amino acids.